AUGACGACUCUCGUGGAGACUCGACGGGCGCUAGAACUUCUGAGCAUGGGAAACCAGCAGGAGCGCCGGACAAGCAAGCGCCUCGCCGGUACGUAUCCGGACCACAGCCUGACGCAGCGGAGAGGGAAAGGGAACGUGCAGCUAACGGACGGGGCAGCGCCGGCGAAUCUUGAGCAGGAUGGUGAUUUUAUGUUCGUGAGGGAGACGAAGAGGGUGAAGACGGAGGAGCCAGAGCCGCCGAAGAGGGCCGGGAGGGGUCGACCGCCAAAGGGACGCCCGCCGAAGGAGGCCAAGGUGAUUGCAGAGAUACCGGAGGAGGAGGCCACGCCCGUGGUGACGAAAUCUACGACGCGGAAGAGUACGAGGCGGAAGGCCAGCGAGGAUGUGAUGCCCGAGGAGCCGGCGCCUAAAAUUCAGAAGACGACGACGCGCAGGAGUACGCGCCAUGCGUCCGAGGAUGUCGCGGUGGUGGAAGAGGUGAGGGCGGAGAGGACGCACACGAACGGUGCGUCCAAUGGACGGGGCCGCAAGAAGGGCAAGCCGACGAAAGCGGCGAGGGGGCCCGAGAUGGUGCCUGUGCAAGAGCAGGCUGUUCAGUCUGCGCAGAUUACUCUCCCGAUGAGCGAUACGCCCAUCAUCAAUCGGAACAAGGAAAUGCGCAAAAAGGGGAGCAAUCGGCGGAGCAGCCUGGGGUCGCGAGGCAGGAGAGCAAGCUCGCUAAUAGAAAGCGGGCAAACGGCAAUACCUCACCGCGAAGUCAACCCGGCGGAAUUCUACAAGCACAUCGAGGAGGGCUUGACGGAGACGCGGCGUAUGAAACAGCUAUUAACCUGGUGCGGUGAACGUGCACUGGCUGUGAAGCCAGCUCACGGUACUAAGAAUUCCAGCAUCAUCCAUGGAGCUCGUGCAAUCCAAGACCAAUUACUUAAGGACUUUUCGGUACGAUCUGAAUUCUCGGAUUGGUUCAGUCGUGAUGAGGGUCCUAAGGCACCUGUCAUUCUGAAACCUAAUCCGAGAAACAUCGAGCUUGACGAAAAGAUGGCACAAUUAGAAGCCAAUAUUCAAAGGCUACAAGAGGAAAAAAGAGCGUGGCAAGCGAUGAGGAAAUUACCACCCGAAGAACCUCAGCUUUACUCUGAAGAGGAGACAAGCCAAAUUACUCUACCUGACUUCGAUGUAUUAGACGAAGACGAUGGCAAGAUUCGAGGGUAUCUUGCAGACAAGAGCAAUUCAUUUGCAGCACUGCACGCAAAAACCCAAAACCGACUGCAAACCAUACGGUCAUCUCUAGAAUUUGAGAUUGAUCAAUUAGCAGACAACAUACACAAACUAGAUCAACGAGUAGCGGUUGCUGGCAAGGAAGCAGAACAGAUACUGAGCCUCAGCGCCGUCCGCUUACGAGAACGAGAAGAAAGAGAAAGGAGGCAAGCCGGGACCAAGGACAUGCCAAUAAUGGAGGUUCUGAGAAGUCUGGGCAGCAUAUUACCAGAAGGCGGCGGGUGA
Clonostachys solani is the source of this 1503-nucleotide messenger RNA. The record is from the annotation of a GenBank genome assembly. NCBI's taxonomy places the organism in Eukaryota, Fungi, Ascomycota, Sordariomycetes, Hypocreales, Bionectriaceae.